CGCACGGAUAAUAGCUCUGAGCUUUUGACAAUGGCUUCAAUGGCAUCACCGAGCAUUCACUAUUUCUACAAGAAUCACAAGAAAUCCUGCAAGAAUUCCACCCUUCCCCGUGUCAUUCUUUCUCAGAAGCAACCCGACCAACCCACUGACCAUGUUGGCCGAAGGGAAAUUGUACUGAGGAGCAGCGAAUUAGCUGUAAUUGGAGCCAUCUUCAGCUUAAGCGGAAAAAAACCUGCGUAUUUGGGGGUUCAGAAAAACCCACCGGCACUAGCACUUUGUCCGGCUACCAAGAACUGUAUCUCAACGUCGGAGAAUGUCAGUGAUGUCGUUCACUAUGCCCCACCCUGGAACUACAACCGCGGCAGGAAAAAGCCUGUGAGCAGAGAAGAAGCAAUGGAGGAACUAGUCGAAGUGAUAAAAUCGACGAAACCGGACAAGUUUACACCUCGGAUAGUGGAAAAGAAGGCUGAUUAUGUUCGAACGGAAUACGAAAGCCACAUACUCGGGUUUGUUGAUGAUGUUGAAUUUUGGUUUCCACCGGGAAAGAACUCGAUAGUGGAGUACCGAUCGGCAUCACGGUUGGGAAACUAUGAUUUUGAUAUCAAUAGAAAGCGAAUCAAGGCAUUGCGACAAGAGUUGGAAAAGAAAGGAUGGGCGUCUGAAGACAGCUUUUGAGGGGCAUUGCUUAUACAACAAGAAUAAAUUAUAUACCGAUCGAACCCUCAAUUUUUAUAAUCAUGUACUGAUGGUGCUUUAAAGGCUAGAUCAAAAGAAA
Messenger RNA from Corylus avellana, 775 nucleotides. RefSeq names its product DUF1499 family protein. The record is from RefSeq and is a predicted model, not a curated record. Lineage: Eukaryota; Viridiplantae; Streptophyta; Magnoliopsida; Fagales; Betulaceae.